AUGUCCGAUUCUAUUGCUAGAAGAAGCGGUAAUAAUAAACGCAGGAAUAUCUAUAAGAGUAGGAGCUCGUACGUGGAUGAAAGCCUCUUCGAUUCAGCAAAUAAGAGUGUCAGUUUUCAUGAAGUUAAGUUUGAUCCACCUUGGAUUAAAAACAAUUCAAAUCGAGAACUUGCAGCCAAUUCGCUUGCUUGGAAUAAAGGCAAGGCCGGAAAUGAUAAGAAAUCAGAUCGCGAAAGAGUAAGGCCAGAUAGUCGAAACUUAAAACGACCGUAUCGUAAACAAGUGUUUAAAUCAUCAUUUACUGAUGAUUCCUUAUUUGGUGAUCCGCUGAUUGCACAAGAACAGUCCAUGAGAGAAUUACCUCCGUGGGGCAAAAAAGAAAAAGGCAAAUAUAUGAAGCCCUUACUAUGGGAUCCUGAUCCGUCAAAUAUACGAAUUGAAGGAUCUAGGUCAUCUCGCGAUGCGCGCAGACCGGAUUCUGUCUCAGGUUCAUUUUCCUAUUCCAGAAGCAGCACGCGUACUGCGACGUAUGGAGUUUCAUCAGCUAGAAGACCACAAUCAGCAACUGUUCGACCACCAUGGAGAUAG
Trichoplax adhaerens is the source of this 588-nucleotide messenger RNA. RefSeq lists its product as uncharacterized. The record is from RefSeq and is a predicted model, not a curated record. The coding region runs from base 1 to 588 and encodes 195 amino acids. NCBI's taxonomy places the organism in Eukaryota, Metazoa, Placozoa, Uniplacotomia, Trichoplacea, Trichoplacidae. The transcript has a single exon. Gene Ontology annotation, biological process: nuclear export; Notch signaling pathway; negative regulation of Notch signaling pathway. Gene Ontology annotation, molecular function: tubulin binding. Gene Ontology annotation, cellular component: nucleus; cytoplasm.